This is a messenger RNA of Schistocerca nitens (vagrant locust), 900 nucleotides long. RefSeq names its product trypsin-1-like. Bases 8 to 781 code for a protein of 257 amino acids. The transcript has 2 exons. Lineage: Eukaryota; Metazoa; Arthropoda; Insecta; Orthoptera; Acrididae. Gene Ontology annotation, biological process: proteolysis. Gene Ontology annotation, molecular function: serine-type endopeptidase activity. The record is from RefSeq and is a predicted model, not a curated record.
CACAGCCAUGUUGAAAGCAGCCUUACCCCUUUGCCUGCUGUCUGUAGUUUGCGGUGCUGCGCCUUCCACGGCGCCUCGCAGGCUUCUUGCACUUGAGAUUAAUGAUCGGAUAUUGGGAGGUGAGGUCGCGAACAUCUCCGAGUACCCGUGGAUGGUCUCAGUAGAGUACUUGGAGGCGCACCGCUGCGGCGGCACCAUCGUCAGCUCCAGCUGGGUGAUGACUGCGGCGGCGUGCAUCUGGGGCACCACCGCCAACAACUUCGCCCUGCGGGUCGGCACAUCUAUUCGCGAGAGCGGCGGCACCGCCUACUCAGCCACCCAGCUGUUCUGGCACGACGAUUACGAUGCUGCCACAUCGGACUACGACAUUGGUUUCUUCCAGACCACUGAUUCAAUCUUGUUUGAUGACAACGUUCAGCCUGUGGCUCUGGCCACUGAGGAGCUCGAGGCUGGCACGUCCGUGACGGUGAGCGGCUGGGGCAGCCUGCAACCCGGGGUCGACUACCCGGAGGAGCUGCACGCCGUUAACACGACCAUCAUCGACCGAUCCUUGUGCAACGACACCUACGAAGGCCUCAUAACCGACAACAUGAUCUGCGCCGGAGAACCACAGGGCGGCAAAGACUUUUGCAAUGGUGACCAUGGCGGCCCACUGGUUGUAGACUCCACACAGUACGGAGUCAUCUCGUGGGGCUACGGCUGUUUCUAUCCACCAUACCCAGGGGUCUACACCGAUAUUGUUGCACUGCGUUCCUGGAUUAAUGAAGCAAUUGGAGUGUGAUGAAUUUUUUCUCCCAGUUACCUUCAAAUGCUUGAAGUUGCAAUAUAACUGGGUUCUAUUUGUAAUUCUCUAUGGAAUGUAAUACAGCAAAUUAGUAAAUUACUCGCUGAUGGCGAAAA